Messenger RNA from Aedes albopictus (Asian tiger mosquito), 1896 nucleotides. RefSeq lists its product as uncharacterized. The record is from RefSeq and is a predicted model, not a curated record. The coding region runs from base 467 to 1177 and encodes 236 amino acids. NCBI's taxonomy places the organism in Eukaryota, Metazoa, Arthropoda, Insecta, Diptera, Culicidae. The transcript has 3 exons.
GUUUUCCCCAACCCAACCGAGCAAGGCCAUAACAACCGACCAGAGAUCUACCUCAAAGGAAACUUCAUUCAGUACCACUUUGUCACUGGAGUGGUUUGGAGUACGCGCGUGUUACGUCGGUCUUCUCCUGCCAAGAUCAGGAACGACAAGUUACGAAAUCUUUUUAAAGGUCUGAUUGACGCAAGAGAUUGAAGGGCCCACCAAGAAGUAGCCUAGGUGAUCGGAGUUACAACACCAAAGUGAAAUUGCAAAUUCCCCCGCGCGAUUCGGGUCAACCAGGGACAGGAGAAAGAAAGAACCACGGCGCGCACCGGUGCAGAGGUAAAAACGAGCAGGCAAGCAGAGAAAUUCAUUUCACUCACCCACAACUCUAUCCAUAUCGAUUGGAUUGGGCCAAGCCUGAAGUGUGCAGCGCCAGCAGCCAGUCUGUGCGAAACCGUCCCCAGAAGCAGCAGAAGCCCUCGAAAUGGCAUCAAUCAGAAGAGCAUCGUCAUUAUCGUCAUCAUCGUGGUCGUCGUCGUUCCUCGUGGUGACAAUUACCCUAGUGCUGGUAGUGCUGACAAUUUGCGGUGAAAUUCAAACGGCAACCGCCGCUGCUACCAAAUCGGGCGAUGCGGCGCAGACUUCUGCAGUGGAUAAUCGCUCCAACGGCGUGCUCUCGGCGCCGAGAACAUUUGGCCGGAUACGAAUGCUCAAGAACGUCAUGCUACCGGUGAUGUUCAUAUUGGGUGGCAUCAAGACACUUUUAAUCUUCCUGGUAGCAAUCUCGCUCAAAACCCUCUUCGUCGCCUCGUCCAUCUUUGUGAUCAACAUCAGCCUUGGCCUGGCAAAGGUGAUCAACUUUUUCAAACAUGGCUAUGGAGCUCACCACGGGAAAGAUCUAUGGUCCUAUGGACAAGACAAGAACAUUCACAUCCAUAUCCAUUCGGACCCAAGCCAUCACCUGUCGUUGGACGGACCAGUACCACCUCUGGCAACGGUGCACAGUAGUAUCUCCCCGACCAUCCACAGCGGAGUCUUCCCGUACUCGAGAAGUGACGUCAUCGAACCGAUCUACGCUUCCCCAUCGCAAAUCAACUCAUACACCAAGAUGUACGGAAUGCCCACCGCCCUGACCAACGUACGCCCUCAGAGCUUACCGUAUUCCGGCUGGCAGCCCGCGAGUCGAAAGCGAUAGGGCGCGAUCUACCACCUUAGGCUAAGCAAAUAACUCAUAGAGAAUAAUACCAAAUCAACCAAUGAACUCCCCCGUGAGAGUGCAGUGCACAUUGGUUCAGAAAGCCAGUUCACGAGAAGUGCAACUUAUCACGUCAAUUUGCUUUCCGGGUCAUUGGGCAACGCGAGAACAAACCGUUCACCACGUGUGUAAACAAGAUCUUCAUCGCGCAGGUUCAACACUUAUUUAUUGCGCCUCAAGGAGGUGGCGACUGUCUUGCCCCCUUCUUGGGCACUAGUUAACUCAGUUAGUAAUGUUUCCCAUUAGGAUGUAAGCGAAUUUGCGAGUUAAAACAUAAGUUUGGUUAAUUAGGCCCUCUAAUUGACCGCUCAUGUGGAUGUUUUUGCCGGAGAGAUCCAACAAAUUGUUUGCGUGUGCGUUAGAGUAGGUAGGUAAAAGUAAAAGUGUGGUCAUAGAUCUGAGCUGAAUACUGAACCUAAUACCAAAAGGGUGAAUCAACGAAUGUGCGAGCGCGAACAUAACGAUCUGUAAGUGAAAAUAAAGAAGCUAAAUCGAUGUAAAUUACCGAAACAAAAAUGCAGUUUUUCUUCUCUCUUUCGACUCAUCGAUGCAUAGCGAGCGUUCAAUGUAGCGAUGAAGUGAGAGGGAAAUAUGAAACGAAUUCCUUAUUAGAUGUAGGCCCACUAAGUGUUGCUGACCGAAGAAUAUGGUUUAAAUGU